CCCAUGGCGCUCCCUUUAAGGAAAUUCUAGCACUUCCCCAUAAAUUUUUCAUUUCAUCCUUCCCUUCUUUCCUCCUCCACCUUUCAUUAGGGUUUUCGCUUCUUCAAGCUCUUGCUUUUAUAUUGGAUAUUCGGAUUAAAGUCAAAAAGAUUUCGAGAAUCUCAGAUCAAGGCCUUUGGAAUGAGCUUUGCAGACUUUGCUGACUUAUGCAGUGAUGAAGUAACAGAAGUAAAAGAUGUUGAUCCUGGUAUAAGAUCAAGUUUAGUUCAAAAGAAAGCAAGGCCUGAAAUUACAAAUAAUCAUCCAGAGAUUGAAGAAUUUGCUACCAGGCAAGGAUUUGAGUUAAUAGGUUCAAAUCAAGUCCCAAAUGGCUCCUGCAGAACAGACCAAGGGCAUUUAUCCACUUUUUGCCAUGUGCCCAGGCAGCCUGACUCGGUGCCACUUUGCCGUCAGUUCUGGAAAGCUGGAGACUAUGUAGCUGGAGUAACUUUUGAACCAAUUUCUAAAUGUGUCCGAGGUCGUUUACGUGUACAUCCCAAAUUUCUUCAUUCAAAUGCCACUUCACAUAAAUGGGCUUUUGGUGCCAUAGCAGAAUUGCUUGAUAAUGCAGUUGAUGAGCUACAAAAUGGAGCUACCUUUGUUAGAGUAGAUAAAAUCACAAAUACACGAGAUGGAAAUCAUGCCUUGCUGAUUCAAGAUGAUGGAGGUGGAAUGGAUUCGGAAUCUUUGAGGCGUUGCAUGAGCUUUGGAUUUUCAGAUAAACAAUCAGAGUCAUCAAUUGGACAGUAUGGAAAUGGUUUCAAGACCAGCACGAUGAGGCUUGGAGCAGAUGUCAUUGUUUUUAGCCGCUGCAUGAAUAGAAGGACAUUAACUCAAAGUGUUGGGCUUCUUUCUUACACCUUUUUGAGACAAACUGGUUGUGAUGAUAUAGUAGUGCCAAUGGUGGACUACGAGUUUAAUCCAUCAACUGGUGUAUUUCAAAGUUUAAUCCGCCAUGGUGAAAAACAAUUUUCUUCUAAUCUGUCUACUCUUUUAAGAUGGUCUCCCUUUGCCACUGAAGUUGGAUUGUUGAAGCAGUUUAAUGACUUGGGGCAUCAUGGCACAAAAAUUAUCGUGUUCAAUCUAUGGCUCAAUGAUCAUGGGGAUAUGGAGCUUGAUUUUGAUUCUGAUGCAGAGGAUAUUAUGAUUAGUGGAGCAUCAAAAAUAAUGCAAAGGAAGAUUAUAAACCAAAAGCAUAUUGCAAAUCGACUUCGUUAUUCUCUUCGAGUAUACAUGUCUAUAUUAUAUUUGCAUUUGCCAGAAAGUUUUAAAAUAAUUUUGCGUGGGCAAGUUGUUGACCCGCACCACAUAGUUAAUGAUCUCAAAUUUCGUGAAUGCAUCAGAUAUAAGCCACAGGUUGCAGAAAACAUGGAGGCCAAGGUCAUCACCACCAUUGGAUUUUUGGAUGGUGCUCCAUACCUCAACAUUCAUGGGUUCAACAUCUACCACAAAAAUCGUCUUAUAUUGCCGUUUUGGCCUGUGCUUUCUGAUCGUAAAGGAAGAGGUGUUGCUGGAGUACUUGAGGUGAAUUUUUUAAAACCUACACAUGAUAAGCAAGAUUUUGAGAAAUCAACCCUGUAUUACAAACUUGAAACCCGCUUAAAAGACAUGACUUUGGAGUAUUGGGACUAUCAUUGCCAUCUGGUUGGUUAUUCAUCCAAGAAAGCCCAUCAGACGAUGGUUCGAACUGCUGAUCCUGCUCAUCAGAUCCAUCAUUCAGGAACAUGUAGUGAAGUAGGACAACCAAUGGUGAAUGGUGGUGUUCCAGUUCCUUUUCACCAGUUUCCCCAUACAGAAACUGUUAGUGGUGUACCAGCGGUUACGCUAAAACCUGUCUGCUCCAGGGUUGAUAUUCCAGGAUCUGCUUCUGUUACCAAAGCGCAAGAUCCAACAGGACUACCUCGUAAAAAGAGACAAGAGAGUUACAUCGCAGUGACAGAAGCAUUGAAAAGGCAGGCUGUGCCUGGUGGAAAUACAGCUGGACUUAAAAGCAAUGACAAGAUACAGGUGCAGCCUGUACAUGGUGACAAGCAGAGGCAAGUGCAUGAAAUCAUAACAAUGAUGCUAGAGAACAAGAAAUUACGAGCACAGUGCACUGAAUAUGAAAUGGCAGAGACACUACAUUUGCGUAAGGCACAGAGGCUUAGAGAUGAGCUUCAAGAUGUUCAACAGGUCUACAAAAUUCUAGUGGCUGAGCUCAGAGAAAUGGAUGAUGUCAAGAUGUCAGGCUGUACAUGGUAGCUCAAGUGAAAAGGAGGAGGUGAAGCAUGGUCAUCAGUCCAAUGGUCUCAAAGAGAAAAAAAAGGAUACAGUCAUCAGCUGAGUGGCAUAUUGAAUAUUACCCCUCAAUUCUUGCUGUAGUUUGUUGUAAAGGUGUGUAGGUUAUCUGUAGACAUAGCUGGUGCACAAAGUGGUAGUGUCUCCACGGGGCUUUCAAUGGAAACAAGGUGAUGUAAAGAUAUAAUCUUGAUGGGGCAUUAAAAUGUAGAUGAGGUUCUAUAGAUAUAUUCAUUAUGUGGUGACAGGUAAUUGGUCUUUGAGAUGGAAACGAGGUGGUGCAAGGAUUCUAGUCUGGAUCUCCAUGAUGUCAUUUUUGUGAUCUAUUUUUCUCCAACAUGCAGAGACUUGAAAUUAUGGUCCACAAAAAAUUUUCUAC
Messenger RNA from Elaeis guineensis (African oil palm), 2695 nucleotides. Its product is annotated as protein MICRORCHIDIA 6. Lineage: Eukaryota; Viridiplantae; Streptophyta; Magnoliopsida; Arecales; Arecaceae. The record is from RefSeq and is a predicted model, not a curated record. Gene Ontology annotation, molecular function: ATP hydrolysis activity. Gene Ontology annotation, cellular component: nucleus.